GAGUAAUCCGGCUGCACUGCCUCGGGACCUGUGAGACUGCAGCGGAAAGUCUACCACACAAUCUGUCCGUCUUUGUCAUCCUGUUUUGAUAAGGAGGCUUCUUGUGCCCCCAACGGCCUCGCUGCUCCACAGUCGUCACUUCACUCUGCUCCACUUUUUCCACAGGCAGCUUUUUUUUUCGACAAGGGAGAAAAAUGAACGGUACCAUGGAUGGGACCAACGAGCACGCUCAUCAGGACGGGUCCUUCAUGUUUACCUCUGAGUCUGUGGGAGAGGGACAUCCUGAUAAGAUAUGUGACCAGAUCAGUGAUGCUGUGCUGGAUGCUCACCUGAGGCAGGACCCUGAUGCCAAAGUAGCCUGUGAGACUGUGUGUAAGACUGGAAUGGUGCUGCUCUGUGGCGAGAUCACGUCCCGAGCCAACGUGGACUACCAGAAGGUGGUGAGAGAAACCAUCCGGAACAUCGGUUAUGACAACUCAGACAAAGGCUUUGAUUAUAAGACCUGUAACGUGCUGGUGGCCCUCGAGCAGCAGUCUCCCGAUAUUGCACAGGGAGUUCACAUCGAUCGUCUGGAGAACGACAUCGGAGCUGGAGAUCAGGGUCUGAUGUUUGGAUACGCAACAGACGAGACAGAAGAGUCCAUGCCGCUCACCGUCGUCCUCGCCCACAAACUCAACUCCAAGAUGGCCGAACUGAGACGCAACGGGACCGUGCCCUGGCUCCGCCCGGACUCCAAGACUCAGGUGACGGUUCAUUACACCCAAGAGAACGGGGCUGUGAUCCCCAAGAGGGUUCACACUGUGGUGAUCUCAGUGCAGCACGAUGACUACGUGAGCCUGGAGGAGCAGAAGAGGGUCCUGGAGGAGAAGGUCAUCAGGGCAGUGGUCCCCUCAAAGUACCUGGACAAGGACACCAUCUAUCACCUGCAGCCCAGCGGACGGUUUGUUAUCGGUGGACCGCAGGGCGACGCUGGAGUGACAGGCAGGAAGAUCAUCGUCGACACAUAUGGCGGUUGGGGGGCCCACGGGGGCGGGGCUUUCUCUGGGAAGGACUACACCAAGGUGGACCGCUCAGCUGCCUACGCCGCCCGCUGGGUGGCGAAGUCUCUGGUGAAAGCCCGACUGUGCAGGAGGGUUCUGGUGCAGGUGGCGUACGCGAUUGGAGUCGCCCACCCGCUCUCCAUCUCCCUCUUCACCUAUGGCUCCGCUCAGAAGAGCGAGAAGGAGCUGCUGCAGAUCGUCAAUAAAAACUUUGAUCUCCGACCCGGCGUCAUCGUCAGAGACCUGGACCUAAAGAGGCCAAUCUACCAGAAGACGGCCUGCUACGGACACUUUGGCAGGAAGGAGUUUCCAUGGGAGGUCCCAAAGAACCUGAACUUCUAGAGUAUCUGUGUGUGUGAGAGAGUGUGUGAGUGUGAGUGUGUGAGAGUGAUGUAUAGAUAGCUGUCCCUCGUGCUCCUGUAACCCAGUAAGAGAAAGGCAGCUGGGAGGGUGUGCAGGGAUGGGUCAGGGUGGGUGCAGAUAGUCGCUGCUUAUUGGACGGAGCAAAGAGGUUUCAUCUGUUUUUAUGACUUCGUCGGCCCUCAAUAGUAACCUGAAACACGAGCCGUUUGGUAUUUUUGUCCCGUAGAUAUACAGCCACAUGCCCGCAGUGUGUUUCACACUUUGGAGAGAGUUGUUGUGGGCAACUAUUUGGCUUUUCUGUCAGGAAAUAAGUGAAUGACCAAAUUUUAAGGGAGAGCAGCCAUGUUUGCAGAUUCACUUCAGAACCACAUCAAUGUCUUAAGAAAAAUCUACAUUUUUGUUAUUGUUGUCAGUAUUUUUUAUAUGAUUAAUACUGUACGCUGCUGGAAGAGAGUCUAAAGAUCUUAAAGUUAUUACACACAGUGAAGACUGUGUCUUUUCAGCUGUUUUGGUGUUUUGUUCUUAAAAACAGCAUAAAAUCAAACCUGUAGACCUGAGGGCUGUUUCACAAAAUCUGUGUUUUUUUCAGUUAUCCAGGCUGAGAUUAAGCAAGUUAGUCAGUCUCACAAAAUCAACGACACAUAAGUUACCAUGGAGAUUUAUUCUGUGCUGCUAACCUGCUGCAGACAGAUUGAAUAAUCCAGGAUGCUCUGCUCUUUCAGUUAUUCAGGAUUUUUUAAUUUGAAACAGUCCCAAGAAUCUACUAUUUUAUUUUCGUUUUUCUCCCUAAUGUUCAAGAUAAAACAGUUGUUUUCAUAUUAUUUGGGAUUCAAACAUGAAUCUCAUCAACAUCUGCACAAAAUGACUCCAAGAUGAGAUCGCAGAAGGAGAAGAUACACACAGCAGAUAUCCCAAAGAAGUUUCAGAUGUUGAUAACAAAGAAAAAAUACAUGCUUCUAAACAUUUAGAAAACAUAUUACUAUAUUUUCUUUAGAGGUUCAUGUUUCAUGAUGAGAUUUAAAAAUACAGUAGAUGUCUCAAACUUUUUAUAUACUGUAGCUGGCUGCAGGCAAAGUAUGUGCAGCUUUGAGUGUAAUAUUGGAUUAUCAAAGAUGUUACAAUUAUUACAUGUAGUAUAUGCUGAAAGUUUUAAUAGUUUUUAGAGUUUCAGCAGGUAAUCAGUGCACAAACCGGUAUUCUGAACAUAGUAUCAUAUUUUCUUCUGAGGUUGUUUGAGAUGAAACAGAUGUUUCUUAUAUUAUUUGACAUUCAAACUGUGAAUUUCAUCAAGACCUGCAGACAUCUGUAAAGCAAAGAUGUAAAAAUACAGUAAAUGUCCUUAUACGAGGUGUAUUUCUCGUCUAAAAGUGAACCACAUCUCUGGAAAAUGAUGUAAAUAUGAUUUUUGAACAAUAAAACGUUUUGACAAAAUA
This is a messenger RNA of Morone saxatilis (striped sea-bass), 2836 nucleotides long. RefSeq names its product S-adenosylmethionine synthase-like. NCBI's taxonomy places the organism in Eukaryota, Metazoa, Chordata, Actinopteri, Moronidae. The transcript is spliced from 9 exons. Gene Ontology annotation, molecular function: ATP binding; methionine adenosyltransferase activity. The record is from RefSeq and is a predicted model, not a curated record. Bases 195 to 1382 code for a protein of 395 amino acids. Gene Ontology annotation, cellular component: cytosol. Gene Ontology annotation, biological process: S-adenosylmethionine biosynthetic process.